AUGUCAUUUAUUUCUUUUUACAUUUAUUUUUUAGUUGGUCAUUUAUCAACAGUUAAUUCAAUUUGUUACUCUCCUGAUGGUACUAAAUUAGCAUCUGGUAGUGCAGAUAACUCUAUCUGUUUCUGGGAUGUUAAGACAGGAUAAUUAAUCUUAUCUUUUGAUAAUCGUUAUCAAGGUAUUGUAGCUUAAUUUUCAUCUCAAAACUUUAAGAACAACCUAAUUUAAGAAAGUGGUAUUUAUUUUCUUUGUUAUAUAGUAAAUUCUCCUGUUAAUUACCUUGUCAUAUCAAAUUUGCUUAAAUUUCGAUCUUAAGGUGCUUUAAUUUUGAAAGGUGAAUUUAUUAAUCAAUCUGGUAUAGACUUGAGGACAUUAUUUAAACAAAGAGGAAGUUUCAUUUUAGAGAACCAAUUGAAUUGUAAAAACGAUGAAAAUUGA
Molecule: messenger RNA, 435 nt
Organism: Paramecium octaurelia
Lineage: Eukaryota; Ciliophora; Oligohymenophorea; Peniculida; Parameciidae
Source: the annotation of a GenBank genome assembly